Messenger RNA from Fomitiporia mediterranea MF3/22, 791 nucleotides. RefSeq lists its product as uncharacterized. The record is from RefSeq and is a predicted model, not a curated record. The transcript is spliced from 2 exons. Bases 131 to 295 code for a protein of 54 amino acids. NCBI's taxonomy places the organism in Eukaryota, Fungi, Basidiomycota, Agaricomycetes, Hymenochaetales, Hymenochaetaceae.
AUUGAACGCGGCCGCGUCCGUCGUACCAUCAGAAAAUAAAAACUCAAAUAAGAAGACCAUCCACCAUCUACUGUCGUCCAUCGUCGACUGAAGAUGCCGAACGCCAGCGCUCGCCUCUGCUCCCGAUCGUAUGUGUGUGCCUUGCCUUGUUUGCGCCACCGGCACCGACGUCCCAGCCCAGCGUCUAUCUAUCACAAUCACAAAUAUCAUCUCUCUCUCUCUCGAUCCCUCGUUCUUUGUUCCUGAGGAGACGGGCGAUGACGUUGCCGAGGACGAUGGUGGUGGUGGCUGGUAAUUGUCUUAAUGUCUUAAUGACAAAAUUAAUAUGCCCGACGACGAUCUUCACUCAACCUACCUACCUCCGUCUGGUCUGCUUAUUUUUUAUUUUUAUUAAUUAAUUUCGGCAUUGCCUCGAGGGAGAGAGAACCCCGAGAAGGCUUUGGUGGGUCUUGAGCGUACGUGAAUCUGAAUCUAGCUAUGUAUCUCUCUUUCUGUGUUGUAUGGUGUUCUUUUUUUCAUUUCGAAGGUUGAUAAACUACAGUAUACCUCUAGAUCUGUUUUUCAGUUUUCAGUUUUCAUUUUGUGUUUCGUGUUUCGUGAGAGGUCUUCGGGUGGGGUUUGAGUGUACGUGAAUCUAUUUAUGUAUCUCUGUGUCUCUGUGUCUCUGUGUUCUCGACAACGUUCUUUUUCAUUUCGUCGGUCAAUAGCCUUGUUUUCGUGUUUCGUUUUAAUUUCCGGGGGAGAUCUGGAGACUCUCUCUCUGGUGGGGGUUGAGCGUAUGUGAAUCUAGC